This is a messenger RNA of Beauveria bassiana ARSEF 2860, 969 nucleotides long. RefSeq lists its product as uncharacterized. The transcript has a single exon. NCBI's taxonomy places the organism in Eukaryota, Fungi, Ascomycota, Sordariomycetes, Hypocreales, Cordycipitaceae. Bases 1 to 969 code for a protein of 322 amino acids. The record is from RefSeq and is a predicted model, not a curated record.
AUGGAAAACAGACCUGCCCCUCACAAUGUCUCAGAAGAGGAAUGCCUUGCCUCCUUCCACAACUAUGCCAGCCUUACAGACGAGCUCAUUGACAAAGAGACCGAGCUAGGAGAUGACAAUACCCUCGAUGUCACCGUUGAGUCGCACAUCUCCGCUCUUACAAUUCGCUACAUUGCUACCGACGAACCGUUGAGCGUUGUCGAAGCUGAAUUGCACCACUUUUGGCGCACCGCCAUCCAGGGCGCCAGGCAUUGGAUGCCGGAGAAUCGCAAGCAUGAUACGCUUAUCCGGCUGAUUCUGCAGGCCAGGGCCAGAGAAACGUUGACUCGGCCAUUGUCGUCUGUUUCGGGUGGUCAAGAGGCUCUUUCCAGCAACAAUCGUCGGAAUGUUGUUUUCUCAGACGGCAGCAGGCUCUGGUCUGAUCUGCCCUUUCUAGGCACGGACUUAGUCCAAGAGUGGCUAGAUCGCUUCUAUCAACUCGACUACGCAAACCACAAUAAUCAGCGUGUCAAUUUGUCUUCCUUUGUUGGACGCCUUCUCUCCGUGGGAAUAUAUAAUGGUCCAGCAACAUGUCUCCUAUCCCUCUUCCGCGAGACACUAGAAACCGACAGACCUUUGAAAUCAGAUAAGAAAGUCUCCGUGAACCACCUUAUCCACGCACUGGCAGCUUUCCUACGGUACGCGGAUAAUAGCGCCAUCAGCCUCAGCAACGGCUCCGAGGCCCCAAACGUAGGUACACUUCCACAGAGCGCGGCUAGUUUGGGCGAGCUCGCUCGUCAGUCAGGCACCAUCAAUGUUCCGGGAUUCAGCGUCGAGCGGUGGAAGUUUUGGAUGUCGAGGCUGGAGGAGCUUGCUAAUUGUGGAGAGGAAAGCGUGGCUACGGCUGGUGCGGACUGUCUCGACUAUGUCGAGGCAUCUUCGUCCUCCAUAUACGGGCCGUUGGGAGACCACAUACUUGAUGCUCUGUAG